AUGGUGAACGUGGCCCAUGCAAAGCUCUAUGAAAUCCUCGGGGUCCCUCCAGGCACCAGCGAGAACGAACUGAAGAAGGCUUAUAGAAAGUUGGCCAAGGAAUACCACCCUGAUAAUAAUCCAAAUGCUGGGGACAAAUUCAAAGUAAUAAGUUUUGCAUAUAAAGUUUUACCAAACCCUGAGAAACGGGAAUUAUAUGAUCGAUAUGGAGAGCAAGGCCUUCGAGAAGGUAGUGGUGGAGGCAGUGGCAUGGAUAUUUUUUCUCAUAUUUUUGGUGGAGGAUUGUUCAGUUUUAUGGGUAAUCAAAAUAGAAGUCGAAAUGGUAGAAGAAGAGGCGUGGACAUGAUGCAUCCUCUCAAGGUGUCUUUAGAAGAUCUUUAUAAUGGUAAGACCACCAAACUGCAACUUAGCAAAAAUGUUCUUUGUGGUGCAUGCAGUGGCCAAGGUGACAAGACAGGAGCUGUUCAGAAAUGUAGUGCCUGUCUGCGUCGAGGUGUACAGAUAAUGAUAAGACAGCUGGCUCCUGGGAUGGUACAGCAGAUGCAGUCUGUGUGCUCUGAUUGCAAUAGAGAAGGAGAAGCAAUUAAUGAGAAAGAUCAUUGUAAAAAAUGUGACGGAAAAAAGGUGAUAAAAGAAAUGAAAAUUCUUGAUGUCCAUGUAGAUAAAGGCAUGAAACAUGGACAGAGAAUUACAUUUACUGGAGAAGCAGACCAGGCCCCAGGAGUGAAACCAGGAGACACUGUUAUUUUGCUACAAGAAAUGACACGCAAAAUAGGACUUGUUGAAGCACUAUGUAGAUUUCAGUUCACAUUUAAGCACCUAGAUGCCUGUCAAAGUGUGGUGAAAUAUCCACCUGGCAAAGUAAUUGAACCAGGCUGUAUCAGUGUAGUUCGAGGAGAAGGAAUGCCACAAUAUCGUAAUCCCUUUGAAAAAGGUGAUCUUUACAUAAAGUUUGAUGUACAAUUUCCUGAAAACAACUGGAUUAAGCCAGAGAAACUUUCUGAACUUGAAGACCUCCUUCCAGCUAGACUGGAAGUUCCUAGUGUGAUUGGUGACACAAAAGACGUAGAUCUUCAGGAGUUUGAUAGCAUUCCAGGCUCUUCAGGUGGUCAGAGGAGGGAGGCUUAUAAUGACAGCUCUGAUGAGGAAAGUAGCCAUCAUGGACCUGGAGUAUAGUGUGCCCACCAGUAA
This is a messenger RNA of Dromiciops gliroides (monito del monte), 1191 nucleotides long. RefSeq names its product dnaJ homolog subfamily A member 2-like. Gene Ontology annotation, biological process: protein refolding. Lineage: Eukaryota; Metazoa; Chordata; Mammalia; Microbiotheria; Microbiotheriidae. Gene Ontology annotation, molecular function: Hsp70 protein binding. Gene Ontology annotation, cellular component: cytoplasm; cytosol. The record is from RefSeq and is a predicted model, not a curated record.